AGUGAUCACAUUCUAUACACAACCCAUAGCCUACCUUUGCCUUGUUUGGUGAAGAAGGGAAUUCAAGAUGCAGUCCCUAAUUUCAUCUUUUUUCAUGGCAUUAUUUUUUGAAAUGAGCUAUGGUGGAGAUUGGUGCUACCAAAGUCAAUCACCUUGUGAGACGCAUUGUAAGGGACCCCUUGAGUGGCAUGAGGUCAAUCCAGAGUGUGGACGCCAGAGGCAGUCUCCCAUUAACAUUGUGACCAAGAAGACCCUGCCUGAUGAACGCCUCACGCCCUUUGAGUUCAAGGGCUACGAGCACGCCUUCAAACCCACCCUCAAAAACAAUGGCCACUCUGUGAAGGUGGAGAUCAAGCAUGAGGCAAAUGUGCGUGGAGGAGACUUGGAUGGGGUCUACAAGGCUGUCCAGUUCCAUCUGCACUGGGGCAAGAAUGGCGGGCCGGGGUCAGAGCACACAGUGGAUGGGGAGCAGUACCCUAUGGAGCUGCAUAUUGUUCACAUGAAGGAGAAAUACAGCUCUCUUGGCGAUGCCCUGAAGGACCCCAGUGGUGUAGCAGUUCUUGGGUUCUUCUACGAGCCGUCAACAGCUGUCAAUAGAAAUUAUGAACCUUUCAUAUCAACUCUGGGAAGCGUCGUUAACAAAGAUGCCGUAGCAGAAUUCCCACAUUCCGUUUCCCUACAUCAGCUCAUCCUCAACGAGGUCAACAUGACCAGCUACUACCGCUACUUGGGCUCUCUCACCACCCCGGGCUGUACAGAGGCUGUGGUCUGGACUGUGUUUGAGCAUGCCAUCCCUCUUGCCAAGAGCCAGCUCAGUGAAUUCUCCAGACUAAAGUUCGACGGUGGGAAAAGCAUGGUCGACACAUUCCGGCCGGUGCAGCCACUCAACGGACGGCUGGUGUACCGAUCGGGCAGCGCUACCGUUCUGUCCAGCGCCGCCCUCCUGGUGGGUGCUGUGGUCAUGGCCCUCCGCCUGUCUCACCCCAACUAAGGGGGGGAGGGGGGUUGAGGUUCCAACCAGGGCGCACCGUAUCCACGCAUGAACACAAUGAGUUCUUACCAAGUCUCCCAAACCAAGUAACCAAAACCAGUGAAGCAAUCAAAAACACUACAACCCCACCACCUCCCCCCCUCUCUGAAAAUUAGCACAUCUCCGCGUUCCUAAGUGAUUUGCGAGCCAUAGGCCCCUUGCAGAUUAAUAACAAGUCAAUUAGAUGAAGCCCAAGUGGCUGUUAGAUAACACCCCCCAACCCCCACCCCCACCACACCAACCGUUCAGGUGGGCACGUGCAGGAGAAGCUGCCGCUCACUUACGUCAGACCUACGGGCUUUGCAUGGCUUGAAUGGAAAGAGUGAAAAGCUCAUCGCUAUCAAUAGGCGCGCUCUUAAACCCUUUCCAGUUCUGGCUCCAGGCAUUUGGGAAAAGGGGGACGAGAAUGCAUGACCUCGCUCGUACACUGCCAAGUAUGCACAAACACACAAAUACACAUACACUCACUCACACACACACACACACAGGGAGAGACAGAGAGAGAAACA
Messenger RNA from Alosa alosa (allis shad), 1539 nucleotides. It is a transcript of the gene ca4a, whose product is annotated as carbonic anhydrase IV a. The transcript has 8 exons. Gene Ontology annotation, molecular function: carbonate dehydratase activity; zinc ion binding. The record is from RefSeq and is a predicted model, not a curated record. The coding region runs from base 68 to 991 and encodes 307 amino acids. Gene Ontology annotation, cellular component: plasma membrane. NCBI's taxonomy places the organism in Eukaryota, Metazoa, Chordata, Actinopteri, Clupeiformes, Clupeidae.